This is a messenger RNA of Glycine soja, 1122 nucleotides long. RefSeq names its product transport and Golgi organization 2 homolog. The transcript has 5 exons. The coding region runs from base 69 to 740 and encodes 223 amino acids. The record is from RefSeq and is a predicted model, not a curated record. Lineage: Eukaryota; Viridiplantae; Streptophyta; Magnoliopsida; Fabales; Fabaceae.
CAAAACUACCAAUAUACAUUGUUCUGUUCGGUCAGUGGUGCAGCCAACUAACUCAACAAUUCUGAACAAUGUGUAUAGCUUUGUUUCUUUGGCAAUGCCACCCACUGUACCCUUUUCUUCUUUUGAAUAACAGAGAUGAAUAUCACAAUAGGCCUACGAAGCCAGUGUCUUGGUGGGAAGAUUGUGAUAUUUUGGCAGGAAGGGACGAAAUAGCAAUGGGAACAUGGUUGGCUUGUUCCACACAAGGAAGGGUGGCUUUUCUCACCAAUGUUUUGGAGCUUCAUACCCUCCCUGAGGCCAAAAGUCGUGGAGACCUACCCGUACUAUUUCUCAAGAGCAGCAAAAAACCGAAAGAAUUUGCGGAAAGCCUAAAAUCAGAGGCUCAUUAUUACAACGGGUUCAACUUAAUCGUGGCUGAUAUUGUCUCGAAUUCAAUGGUGUACAUCUCCAACAGGCCCAAGGGACAACCUAUUACCAUUCAAGAGGUUCCACCAGGGUUGCAUGUACUUUCAAAUGAUAAGUUAGAUUCGCCAUGGCAUAAGGCUCUGCGCCUAGAAUUCAGUUUCAAAGAACAUGUUGCCAAACAUGGGGAAGGUGAGAUACCUGUGAAGGAGGUGAUUCAAAAGCUAAUGAAGGACACAGUUAAAGCUGACAAAAACUCACUACCUCGUAUUUGUUCACUUGAUUGGGAAUUCAAUCUGAGCUCCAUUUUUGUUGAAGUAGAAACACCACUGGAGUAGUGCUGCAUUAACCGUAAGAUCAAGUGGUGAAGCAAGCUUUUAUGAGGUUUAUCUGGAUGACACAAAGUGGAAGGAACAUGUUAUCGAUUUCCGUAUCGGGAAGUUGAACUAUGUCACGGAUGAAGUAGCCUAGGGCAAAAGUAAUAUAUAGCACAAUGCUAGCUUUACUAUGCUUAAUUAAUAAACUCCAUCACUCAUAAACGAGGAAGGAUCAAAAUCAAUUGAUCCAUUCUCUUCUUAUUUAUGUAAUUGAUGAUAUUGAAAUGAUAUGCCGUCAAUAAGCUAGCACGGCUAACAGAGUGCAUGUAUGAAGAUUAGCUAAUGAAAUAAAGUUUAUGAUGAAUAACAUACAAAAUUGUACCGGCCAAAUGGAAUUUAAUUC